AUGGCCAGCGAGCGAAAUGGACGAAGAGACCCAAUCACCGACUGCUGAGCGAAAUAAAUCAUUUCUCGAGGAGGUUAACUUUCCCGAGCCGGGCAUUAUUAAUCUGGACAUGAUUAGGUCAUCCUACCUGGAGGAGGGGCAGCAUGGUGAGACGCGUCGCUUGCAUCAGCUCGAGCCGGUCAUAUUGGAGCGAAUCAAAACACUUCGAUUGGAGUUCAAAAAUAUACUGCGCAUCGAUCAUCUAUGGGUUCUACCAAACCUAACCAAACUCUGUCUGAAUUGCAAUAAAAUUGAAGUGAUUGAGCAUAUUGGAAUGCUAACGGCACUCAAGGAACUCAACUUGAGCUUUAACUAUAUAACAAAAAUCGAAAAUCUGGAGACGUUAGUCAAUCUGGAAGUGCUAUCAUUAUUCGGCAAUCGCAUAACAAGGAUCGAAAACUUGGAAGCACUUGAUAAAUUGGUUAUACUCAGUAUUGGUAAUAAUUUAAUCAACGUUCUGGAUGGCAUAGACCGCUUGCGCUUUGUCAACAGCCUAAAGGUGCUCAAUCUGGAGGGCAAUCCCAUUGCUAAGCUGCCAGACUUUCCAUUGUCGCAAUACGUGACAGCUAUAUUGCCCCAAUUGAACUACUAUGAAUACGUUUUCAUCAAGGACGAAGCGCGAGAUGCGGCUCAGAAGAGAUUUUACAGAGAACUGCGCGAAAUCGAGGCCAAGCAGGAGAAGGAAAUCCAUGAUCGGGAGACGGAGGCACGUGAACGCGCCGAGGCGGAACGUCUGGCCUCCAGCUUUGUGGAGCAUCUGGAUCGCCAACAGCUGUACGAGACUAUGUGGCGCGCCGAUGAUGAUGGACGGGUACUCAUGCUCAUUGGCGCACCGGCUCAGGAACUGGCCGAGGACUACGAAAAGGAUGUCUAUGAGCUAACGCAGAAGAUAUAUAAGCUGGGUCUGGAACGCUUCAACGAGCGCGAUGCGGAUAUUAAGGAUUUCUUGAGUUGUCUAGAGGAGGGCCGGCAAGAGUUUCAAUCCCUUGGCCAGAAACACAUUGAAGAAUUCAUGCAGUACCGCGAUAAGACCUUUGAGGAAGCGAGCGUCAUUCUCCGUGAGCUGGAGACUUGUGAGGAGAAUGGGCCGGAGCACGUGCAGCUAUGCGAAGCGAUGGACACGACAAAUGCCCAGUUCGACGAAGCGCUCAAUGAGCUGUGGCAAAAUCUGAUGGCGCAAGAGCUGCAUUUGCAUGAGGCGAUAGAGGAGUCCACGUUGAACUUUGAGCACAGAUUCACGCGCCUGAUGUCCAGCUUUGUGGAGGAGUCCCAGCUUUACUUCCUGCAGCUGCGACAUGUUUGCGAACACUUUUCGGAGAGCAUGACGGAUGCAGUGUCACGCUUCAUAUCAGAUAAGCUGGCGCAGCACGAUCUGGAUUCUGUGCCCCAACCAUUGCGCAUCUGCAUCGAUGAUCGGGAAUCUCUGCUCAAUCUUGUGGACGCCAUGAAAGCCACGCAUAUAGCGCGCAUUGAGGAACGCGAGGAUCGCAUGGCCGACCGCAGCAAGGAGUUCAUAACCAACUACGUGGAGAAGCUAAACAAAGAGGAAAUCGAGCGCCAUCGUGCAAAGAUAUUGGAAAUCAAUUCGUUUAUGGAGAUGAUGAGAAAAGCAAUAGCGAAUCUGCCAGAGGAGAUUCACGCCGAGCUGCUCCUGCAACAAGAGUAAAUGGUGAAGCUAUGU
Molecule: messenger RNA, 1720 nt
Organism: Drosophila navojoa
Lineage: Eukaryota; Metazoa; Arthropoda; Insecta; Diptera; Drosophilidae
Gene: TbCMF46
Product: dynein regulatory complex subunit TbCMF46
Cellular component (GO): cilium
Molecular function (GO): protein binding
Source: RefSeq, a predicted model, not a curated record